AUGUCCUUCUCAAACCUGGUUUCCGACCUUGCGCUGAGGGACAACUAUGAAGAUCGGAAUUCCCAAAUUUCGAACACACGAUCUCAGGCCACCGCUCGAUCAUACACUAGUACCGCAGCCACGAGUGUCAGUAUUUCUGGGGAUAUUUCGAGCCAGCUUCAUUCGGGCUACAGUCAUCCGCUCAGCAGGUCAUGGCAAGCCGAGAGGCAAUUGACCAAGGAGUCGCUAAUAUAUCCUCUUUUCAUUACCGACAAUCCGGAUGAAGAGACGCCCAUCCCGUCACUACCUAACCAGCAUCGUCGAGGAUUGAAUCGUUUAAUACCCUUUUUAAAACCGCUUGUUCUCAAAGGACUGCGAUCAGUUAUCUUAUUUGGCGUACCCUUACACCCAGCUGCUAAAGAUGCCUUGGGAACCUCCGCGGACGACCCUGCCGGUCCCGUUGUCCAAGCAAUUCGCCUUCUCCGGUCACGCUUUCCCGAAUUGUACAUUGUGACCGACGUCUGCCUUUGUGAAUACACGUCUCAUGGUCACUGUGGGAUAUUACGUGAGGAUGGUACGCUUGAUAAUACGCAAUCUGUUGACCGUAUCUCGGAUGUUGCUUUAGCGUAUGCAACUGCUGGGGCGCACUGCGUCGCGCCUUCCGAUAUGAACGACGGGAGGGUCCGAGCUAUAAAACUCAAACUGAUUGAAGCUGGCCUGGCGCACCGUGUGCUUCUUAUGUCCUAUAGUGCUAAGUUCAGUGGUUGCCUCUAUGGCCCGUUCCGUGAUGCAGCCGGUUCCUGCCCGUCCUUCGGGGAUCGCAGGUGCUACCAACUUCCUCCCGGUGGCCGCGGACUUGCACGGAGGGCCAUUCAAAGAGACAUGGGCGAGGGUGCAGAUAUCAUCAUGGUAAAACCAGCAAGCAGCUACUUGGAUAUCAUAAGAGAUGCAAGAGAGCUCGCAAAGGAUAUUCCAAUUGCCGCAUAUCAAGUCAGUGGUGAAUAUGCCAUGAUACAUGCUGGAGCUAAGGCUGGAGUCUUUGACUUGAAAUCGAUGGCCUUUGAAAGUACAGAAGGAAUCUUACGCGCUGGCGCCGGGAUUAUUGUGACCUAUUUCGCACCUGAAUUUUUAGAUUGGCUCUAG
Messenger RNA from Aspergillus puulaauensis, 1122 nucleotides. RefSeq names its product porphobilinogen synthase HEM2 (gene HEM2). Gene Ontology annotation, molecular function: zinc ion binding; porphobilinogen synthase activity. Bases 1 to 1122 code for a protein of 373 amino acids. Gene Ontology annotation, biological process: heme biosynthetic process. The transcript is spliced from 2 exons. The record is from RefSeq and is a predicted model, not a curated record. Lineage: Eukaryota; Fungi; Ascomycota; Eurotiomycetes; Eurotiales; Aspergillaceae. Gene Ontology annotation, cellular component: cytosol.